UAAUUUCAGCAUAUAGUAUGCGUCUAUAUAAGUGGAGAGUUUUUAAUUUCAGUUAUUUUGGGACAAACCUGAAAUGGCAACGGACUACUCGGAUACUUCCCCUGUGGUGCUUACCACGCAUGGUGAGGUGCGUGGCGCGCUACUCACCAGUCUCUAUGAUGAGCCCUACUAUAGCUUCGAUGGCAUACCCUACGCCCAGCCGCCAUUGGGUGAGCUGCGCUUUAGAGCUCCGCAGGAAGCGAAGUCUUGGCUGGGCGUACGCGACUGUACCGAGCCGAGGGACAAGUGCCUGCAAGUGGCCAGCUUAACAAAACAGGUUGAGGGUAGCGAGGACUGCCUGUACCUAAAUAUAGCCGUGAAAUGCCUCAGCAGCGAAAAGCCGUUGCCUGUAAUGGUUUAUGUGCAUGGCGGUGCGUUUAAGAGUGGGGAUCCGACAAGGCGCUUCUUUUCACCUGAUUAUUUCAUGCGCGAGCAGGUGAUCUACAUCAGCAUUGGCUAUCGAUUGGGUCUAUUUGGUUUCAUGAGCUUUUCGGAUCCGUCGCUGGGCAUACCCGGCAAUGCGGGCAUUAAGGAUAUUGUGCUGGCCCUCAAGUGGAUAAGGGCCAAUGCGGGCAGCUUCAAUGGCGAUGCGAACAACAUAACGCUAUUCGGGCACAGUUCGGGCAGCUGUUUGGUCCACCUGCUGAUGGUGAGCCCGCUGGCGGAGGGACUCUUCGACAAGGCGAUACUUUUGGCUGGUUUCCAUCCGGACACAUGUAAUCGGCCCAACGUGGAGUACGAGCUGGCCAAGCAUUUGGGCUAUGCGGGCGCCAACAACGAUGUCCAAGUAUGGGACUACAUAAAUGCUGCAGAUCCCAAACUUUUGGCCAAGACAGAUUUUCGACAGCUAUAUGAACGCCUGCAAAGCUCUGGAUUACCUCUUUUUAUGCCACGAGUGGAGCCCUAUGCCACGCAGGGCGCUGUGCUGCUGGACGAGCCGCGGAUAUUGCAGCGCAGCGCUUGGAGCAAUCGCCUGCCGAUCAUCGUUGGUAGCACCAGCAACGAGGAUUUGUUUAGUAGUACAUGCGAUAUGAGAAAGGACGCAGCGGUGCUAAAAGCCUGCCAGGAGCGUCCGGAGUUCAUGCUGCCGUAUUCCAUCCUCCGGCACUGCGAGCCCAGCAGGUGUCGCCACCUGGGACAGACGCUGGUGAAGAAGUUUUGUGGCGUGCACAGUUCGGAUCUGAACGUAUCGCAUGCCUCGGGCAUAUCUGAGAUCUUCGCGCUCAACCUGUUGCACUAUCAGCAGCGUCUGAUUAGCGCCCGGCUGGCCUAUAGCAAGGCCGAGAAUUACCUAUAUCGCUUCGACUUUGAUUCACCUGAUUUCAAUCUGUAUCGCAUACGCUAUUGGGGACCCGAUAAGCGCGGCCUUCAUCAUGCCGAUGAAUUGUGCUAUAUUUUUAAGUUGCCCGGCACCUUUAAGCUGGAUAAAUCGAGAGCGGAAUACAUAACCCUUUGCCGCAUGAUUGCCAUGUUCACAGAAUUCGCCCGCAGAUCCAAUCCGAAUGCGCCACUCAUCCAGUCAUUGGUCGAAUGGCAGCCGGUCUCACAGAAUGAACCCACAAUGUGUCUGAAUAUCAAUGAGGAACUCAAGUUCAUUGCACAGCCUGAGCGUUGGAAGUUAAAGUUUUACGACCAAUUGUACAGAAAUGCUAAAAUGGAACUCAUUUUUCACAAGCCAACACGGUUGGUGUACAUGCUUUUAUGGCCAUCUCUGUACACUCGCGACACUUUGCGACGUUCUUUUGAUUUACUCGAUGUUCAGUUGACAAGCGGCACGCGAGCAGAGCGGACGACCGAGCGAUUGUUUAGCAUCAUGUCAGAGAGUCUGGAGACUUGUGAGAUUACACUGCCCGUGGGCCAGAUAAAGGGCGUUAAACGUCGCACUCUCUACGAUGAUGAUUACUUUAGCUUUGAGCGUUUGCCUUUUGCCCAACCGCCGCUGGGAGAGCUGCGCUUCAAGGCGCCGCUGCCGGCAGAACCCUGGUCCGGCGUACUGGAUUGCACCCACUUUGCCGAGAAGCCCGUGCAGAAGGCCAUGUUAACUCAUGUCAUCGAGGGCAGCGAGGAUUGCCUUUAUCUGAAUGUGUACGCCAAGCAGCUACAGACGGCGAAACCCCUGCCUGUUAUGGUUUAUAUAUACGGUGGUGCAUUUUCCAUAGGCGAGGCCACCCGGGAGCUGUAUGCGCCGGAUUAUUUAAUGGCUAAAGAUGUCGUUCUAGUAACGCUAAACUAUCGCGUUGAUUGUCUGGGUUUCCUCAGUCUGAAAGACCCCAGCUUAGAGGUGCCUGGUAAUGCUGGACUCAAGGAUCAGGUUCUAGCUCUCAAAUGGGUUAAGCAAUAUAUUUCCUAUUUCAAUGGCGAUGUUAACAACAUAACGGUAUUUGGGGAGAGCGCCGGCGGAUGCUCCACCCACUAUAUGAUGUGCACAGAGCAGACGCGUGGACUCUUCCACAAGGCCAUACCCAUGUCGGGUACCCUGCACAAUUACUGGUCAAAUACACCUCCCGCAGAUUUUGCCUAUCGGCUGGCUAAGGCGCAUGGCUAUGAGGGCGAAAACAUCGAUCGGCUGGUGUUGGAACAUUUGCGGGGCGUGGCGCCACAUCAGCUGGUUAAUCACAGCCUGCUCACCGCCGAGGAUCGACGCAGUGGCCUCAUCUAUGCUUUUGGACCCACGGUGGAGCCGUACAUAAUGCCCGACUGCGUGGUGCCAAAGCAGCAGCUGGAAAUGGCACGCGAGGCGUGGAGCAAUGAGCUGCCCGUCAUGCUGGGCGGUGUCUCCUUCGAGGGCCUGUUCAUGUAUCCAGCUCUGAAGGCCAAUCUCAAGGGCUUGGAUACCUUGCCGCAGGAUCCGUUGCGCAUAAUUCCUCACGAAGUGCUUUUGCUCAAUACGGAACAGCAGAAUCUGCAGUUCAGCAACAAGCUGAUCAAAUUGUACUUUGGUGAUGCAACACCCAGUCAAGAGCACAUCAUGAAUUUUUUGGAUUACUAUUCUUAUAAGAUCUUCUGGCAUGGCUUUCAUCGAACUUUGCAAGCCCGUCUGGCCUAUGCCAAGGCGCCUACCUAUUACUAUCGCUUCGACUUUGAUUCGCCAAAUUUCAAUUUCUAUCGCAAGAAGUUUUGUGGCGAUGACAUUAAGAAGGGCGUUGCCCAUGCGGAUGAGCUAAGCUAUUUGUUCCGCAACUCGCAGUCCUGGAAGCUAGACAAAGCAUCGGGUGAAUAUCGCACCAUACAGCGCCUGGUGGACAUUUGGGCAUCCUUUGCGGCCACCUCCAAUCCCAACUGCGCCGAAACCGCGCAUCUGAACUGGCAGCCCGCAAAGCAAGAGCAGCCACAGCGUGUGCUUAACAUAGGCGAAGAGGUGGAGAUCAUCGAUCAGCCCGAGCACGAAAAGCUGCUCGUCUGGGAUAGUCUAUAUAAAAAGGAGCAAUUAUUUUCCGCAAAAACUGUAGAGCUGCCCAUGGGCAAGGUAAGGGGCACCCAUGAGGAGGGUCACUGUGGCAACGACUUUUAUAGCUUUAGAGGCAUACCCUAUGGCAAGCCUCCGAUCAGGGAGUUGCGAUUUAGUCCAACGCAACCGGCAGAGCCAUGGGGUAAUAUGGUUCUAGAUUGCACUAAGGAUCGUUCUGUACCCACGCAAGUGGGAAUAUCUUCAAACCAAAUCACCGGCAGCGAGGAUUGUCUGUACAUAAAUGUGUAUACCAAGCAUUUCGAUGAGUCUGAGAAGAAAUUGCCGGUAAUCGUGAACUUUACUCCUGGUGGCUUCUGCACGGGUGGCGCCAUAACCGAGAAAUUCGGACCUCAGUAUCUUAUGCGCGAGGAUAUCGUAUAUGUUAUGUUCAAUUAUCGGCUCAGUGCGCUGGGUUUCCUCAGGAUCAACUGCCCAGAGCUGGGCGUGUCCGGAAAUGCCGGUCUGCACGACCAUCUGACCGCAAUGCGUUGGGUGCAGGAAUACAUCUCGUACUUUAACGGGGAUCCAGAUAAUGUAACCAUUAUGGGCACUAGUUCGGGCGGCGCCAUGGUGGACUUUAUGAUGUGCGCGCCACAGGCGUCUGGCCUUUUCCAUCGAGCUGUCAUGAUGUCCGGCACAAUGACCUGCCCCUGGGCUAUUGUACCUUAUGCAGAUGACCUCUUCUGCCGUCUGGCAUGGGAAAAGGGCUACAGAGGUGAAAUCAAGGCAACGGAAAUACUGAAAUUCUUGCGCUCCUUGCCCGCCAAGGAGGUAGUGAGUCUUAAUCACUUCGGCGACUGCGACUAUCUCUUUGGUCAUCUGUAUCCAUUUGCUCCACUGGUUCAGGCCCCAUCUGGAAAUGACGGCGGCGAAGAUGCCCUGAUUAAGGGCCCCGUUGUAGAGAUGUAUCGCACGGCUUGGUCCGUGGAUGUGCCACUGCUGAUAGGCGGCACCUCGUUCGAAGGUCUAUUCAUGUAUCCAAAAUACAAGGACAGCAAGGGCAAGAUGCUGAAAAUGCUCAAGAAAAAUCCAGCGCUGGCGCUACCCUACGAAAUACAUACGAAACUAUCUAAGACUGAGCGUGAGAAGGCCGCAGAAGAGCUCAUGCGCUUCCAUUUUGGACAUAGGCCCAUUGAUAAAAAUAGUGUAAUCCAGUUCCUAGAUUUCUUUAGCUAUAAGCUCUUUUGGCAUGGCAUUCAUCGCGUGGUGCUCUCCCGACUUGCUCAUGCCAGGGCGCCCACGUUUCUAUACCGGUUCAGCUAUGAUUCGCCCACGCCCAUUGUACGCCCUUAUUUCACCGGUAAAGAUAUUACGUGCGGCGUUUGUCAUGCCGAAGACAUGGCCUAUUUAUUUCCACUAAAGAACCGUACGCCUCGUAUGAGUGGGGAUGAGAAUCUUAUCACACAGCGAAUGGUUGGUAUCCUGACAACAUUUGCUCGCACCGGAAAUCCAAAUUGUGAAGAAACGAAAAGUGUAUUAUGGAAGCCUUUGAGGAAUGAGGAUCCGUUCCAGGCCAUGUUAAUUGACCAGAAGCUGAAAUUCGGCACUCAGUCUGAAAAGGAAGCUUAUUUCACAUUCGGUAAUGACAUGUUUAAAUUUGGCAGAACGAGCAAUUUCAAAGCUCUGCAUUUGGUGGCUAACAAGCCGAACUUCUCCCAGGGAGCCAGAAUCGAGACAAAGAUCGUGGACCUGCCUGUGGGCAAGGUGAAGGGUAAGUUUCAGGUUGGGAUAUGUGGUCAUGAAUACUAUAGUUUUGAGGGCAUACCUUUUGGCAAUCCGCCGAUUGGGAAGCUGCGUUUUUGCGCGCCACAGCCGGCGGAUCCCUGGUGUGGCAAGGUCUUGGACUGUCUGGAGGAGCGUUCGCGUCCCGUACAGUUGGAAAACUCUUCUGGCUGCACGAUAGGCGCUGAGGAUUGUCUCUACUUGAACGUGUAUACCAAGCAUUUCGAUACGGCAAAUUCGCCGCUGCCGGUCAUAGUCUAUAUUCAUGGUGGCGGCUUUAAAACAGGCGGCGCCACAAGGAUUAAGUAUGGCCCAGACUUUCUGAUGCGCGAGGACAUUGUCUAUGUGCAGUUCAGUUAUCGGCUGAGCGCCUUGGGUUUCUUACUUCUAAACUGCCCCGAUCUGGGUGUACCGGGCAAUGCUGGCCUGCAUGAUCAGCUACUGGCGCUACGUUGGACCCAGAAGUAUAUCUCGCACUUUAAUGGAGAUCCAAAGAAUAUAACCUUAAUGGGCACCAGUGCGGGUGCCGCCUCUGUGCACUUUAUGAUGUGCUUGCCGGAGGCAUGUGGUCUGUUUCAGCGGGCCAUCAUAAUGUCUGGGGCCAUGACAUGUCCCUGGGUUCAGGUGCCGAAUACGGACUCCUUGUUUUGCCGUCUGGCCAACAGCAAGGGUUACAGGGGCAUAAUGUUGGAGUCGCCAAUUUUAGAAUUUCUACGCUCGCUGCCCGCUGAGGAGCUGGUGCAGCACGAACUAUACGGUCCACGGGAAUACAUUUUUGGGCACUUGUAUCCCUUUGUGCCUACGCUCGAGUACCAAUCGGGUGUUGAAGGCUUGCUAAAGCGCCCUUUUCUGCAGAUGAUGCGAGACGCUUGGUCCAAGGAGGUGCCAUUGCUAAUGGGCGGCACCUCUUUCGAGGGUCUGGUCAUGUAUCCCUACUGCAAGAUCAACAAUUGUUACAUGCUGCAGCUGCUCAAACAGGAGCCAGCGCUGGCGCUGCCCUAUGAUGUGUACCGCAGGCAUACAAUGAAAGACCUGAAUGAUCGCGCUAUGGAACUGAUAAACUUCCAUUUUGGAAGUGGGGACAUUAAUGUCAACAAUAUCAUGCAAAUGCUGGACCUUUUCAGUUAUAAACUCUUCUGGCAUUGCAUACAUCGUGUGGUCCUCUCCAGACUGGCCUUUGCUCAGGCGCCCACCUAUCUCUAUCGGUUUGACUUUGAUUCGCCCCACUACAAUUUGAUGCGGAUCAAACUAUGCGGGAAUGACAUAAGGCGUGGGGUUUGCCAUGCCGAUGAAUUGGGUUACAUGUUUCCCAGGGAGGCCGUUCGGAAGAAGCCCUUGAAUGAAGCUGAGAGUUCGACCAUACACCGAAUGGUGGGUAUUCUGACAUCAUUCGCACGCACGGGAGAUCCAAACUGUGUAGAAACCGAGACUGAAAACUGGCGGCCUGUGGAUAGAGAAAAUCCGUUUAAUGUAAUGAAUAUUGGGCACGAAGUAGAGUUUCAGCCUCAGUGUGAAAGGGCCGGUAUUAAAGUAUGGAAUAGUAUCUACGAUGAUGACAAACAUCUUUAUGCUGGAUAACAAUUGCUUUGAGGUCGCUUUAAAUUUCAUAGGUAAUUUUAAUAAAUUUGAAAGG
Messenger RNA from Drosophila virilis, 6842 nucleotides. Lineage: Eukaryota; Metazoa; Arthropoda; Insecta; Diptera; Drosophilidae. The record is from RefSeq and is a predicted model, not a curated record.